UCAAAAAAUCAAUCCAGAGGGCGCUCUAAAUUGCUCGGCCACGUAAGUCAGGGUCGUAUUUUUCUUCCUUGGACAUUUUAAUUACAUUAUUUUACAUGCUGUGAUAAUAUGUGAGAAUGGUAUAACAAAACCCAAGUGUUUGUGAAAAUAUUUUUGCCUGUACCUCGUCCCGACUGCGAUUGACAAGCCAUGUCCAAUUUACCACCAAAUCCAUUUAACAACUUCCCGGGACCGCCUCAAGUGAACGCUAAUGCGACGCCGCCAACAUUUAACCAUAAUCAGCAAUUUGGACAAGUUCCAUUGAGCCAAUUGCCGCCAGGAUACGGAGGAUUGAAACAAGAUCCCAACUCGAAUAGUCCUCUUCAUGCACCAUCGUCAGCGCCCCAGAACCAUGUGUUACAAAACGUUAACAACUAUAGUCAGAGUGCUAGCAGUUCACCCGCCUUCAAUCAACCUGGGAUGAUGCAGCCUGUGCAGCACAGUCUGCAAUCUUCACCUAUGAGACCACCAAUGUCAGCAGCUCCCAAUUCAUUACCAAACCCCCUGCCUCCUCAGAAUGUUCCCCUGUCAUCUGCCAGUCCUAGAACCGUGUCAAACGCCAACUCUUCUCCAACUCCUUAUCCUCCUAGUUACCAACCUCCGCAGCGACAAAUCAAUGACAACGCUCCACCACUCAUUCCAUCUAGUCAAACAAGCCAACCUCUUGUGAAUGGUCCACUCUCUUCUCAGCCCCCUGUUGGCCCUCCUCCUGGCCAGUACCCUGCUUCAUCAAGUGCUUAUAGCUCACCUCCUGGUAGCAAGCCACCUACUUCAGGGUAUGGUCCAGGACUAAUGAAUGCACCCUAUGCCCCUCCUCCUGUGUCAAUGGCUAAGCCACCUGGGCCUGCAAUGACAAGCCAACCUAAUAUCCCAUUUUCUAGUGCACCUAUCUCUGGUCCUCCUAGGAAUAGUCCUUUGGUUCCUGGACCACCACCUAGUGGCCCUCCUACUGGCAUGCAAGGAUUCAGUGCCCCGCCACCUUCAGGACCACCUCUAGGGCCACCAAGGCAAAUGGGAAUUAAUGGUCCCAGUGUAAGUGGGGCACCAACAAUGCCUCCUGCGCCACCUAAGACUAUUGGCCAGCCACCAGGGCCUAUGGGACCAGCAAGUUUACCUCCAAUGGGCCCAGGAAGUGCACCACCACAGUCAUAUCCAGGACAAUAUAAAAAUGGUCCAUCGGGGCCAUUGGGCCUACCAGGUCAGCCCAUGGGUCCACCAGGGCCACCUAUGGGCCCACCAGGACCAUCCACUGGACCUAUGGGGCCUCCAAGUUCUUUUAGUGGGCCUCAGAAUCCUCCAAGUGGAGCCCAAAUGCCUCCUAUGGGGCCUUCAAGUUUGCCACCAAUGGGUCAUCAAAUGGGGCCACCUCCUGGUCCAAUUGUGCAAGCAGGUGCACCACCCAAGAGCAAUAUGCAGAAUAGAUACCCGCAAAUGCCUCAACAACCUGGCAAUUAUGCUAAUCAUGAAUCUGCGCAAAUGCCGAGCCUGAGUCAACAGCAAGCAAACAUUAUGAAGCAGUUUCCUCAGCAGUACAGCACUCAAGGAGUGACCCAGCAGAUGGGGCAGCUGAGUGUGACUAAGCAAGGGUUUGACCAGCUGUGGGGUCAUCACAUGGUAGAUCUGCUGCAGUGUAAGCACAUACUGCCUGAGUACCCUGAAGACCCUCCGGAGAUUAAGCUUGCUCAUCAGUUUGCUGAGGCAUCUAACUGCAGCCCUGAGGUCUUUAGAUGUACAGUGAAUCGUAUUCCGGAGACAAACAGUCUACUGCAAAAGUCCAGAUUGCCUCUGGGAAUAUUAAUACAUCCAUUCAAAGAUCUCAAUCACUUGCCAGUAAUACAAUGCGCGACGAUAGUGCGAUGUCGCGCGUGUCGGACGUACAUCAACCCGUUCGUGUACUUCGUAGACGCAAAGCGGUGGAAGUGCAAUCUAUGCUACCGGGUCAAUGACCUGCCAGAAGAGUUCCAGUAUGAUCCUGUAAGCAAGUCCUACGGCGACCCGACCCGUCGGCCGGAGAUCAAGUCAGCGACAAUAGAGUUCAUUGCCCCCGGCGAGUACAUGCUGCGGCCGCCUCAACCAGCUGUGUACCUCUUCCUCUUUGACGUGUCGCAGAUCGCCAGGGAUUCUGGAUAUUUGCAGGUGGUAUGCGACACUUUGAAAGAGAACUUGGAGUCGCUUCCAGGGGAUACGAGGACACAGAUCGGGUUCAUCUGCUUCGACUCUCACGUACAUUACUAUCUCAUGAGCGAAGGACUCACGAGGCCUAAGGAAAUGACUGUACUUGAUAUUGAUGAUGUAUUCCUACCGUCCCCGGAGUCCCUGCUAGUGAACCUGGGCGAGCGUCGCGAGCUGGUGCGGGAGCUGCUGACGGUGCUGCCGCAGCGCUACUCCGCGCCCGCCGCCCCGGCCUGCGCCCUCGGGGCUGCGCUACAAGCUGCUUAUAAACUUGUGGCCGCGACCGGUGGUCGUAUCACAGUAUUCCAGACAUGCUUACCGAACGUUGGGCCGGGAGCGUUACAACCGAGAGAGGACCCCAACGCCCGAUCAUCCAAAGAGGUAGCCCACUUGAACCCCGCGACGGACUUCUACAAGCGCCUGGCGCUGGACUGCAGCGGCGCUCAGAUAGCCGUCGACCUGUUCCUGCUCAACUCGCAGUAUGCUGACCUGGCUACGCUUAGCGGUAUGAGCAAGUUCAGUGCAGGCACAGUGUACCACAUGCCGCUGUUCCGCGCGGCGCGGGCGUGGCAGGCGGAGGCGCUGGCCAGGGUACUGACGCGGUACCUCACCAGGAAGAUCGGCUUCGAGGCCGUCAUGCGAGUGCGGUGUACUAGAGGCAUAACAAUCCACACGUUCCACGGCAACUUCUUCGUGCGAUCAACGGACCUGCUAUCUUUGCCCAACGUGUCUCCGGACGCCGGGUUCGGCAUGCAGCUGACCAUAGAAGAGUCUCUGUCUGACCUGCAGCAAGUGUGCUUCCAAGCCGCCCUGCUAUAUACUAGUAGUAAAGGUGAAAGACGGAUACGAGUGCACACGCUAGCGUUACCGACUGCGAGCACUUUAACAGACGUACUGCAUUCUGCUGACACACAGUGUAUUAUAGGAUUAUUAAGUAAAAUGGCGGUGGAUCGGUGUAUGACAGCAUCGAUGAGCGAGGCCCGCGAGGCGGUGAUGAACGUGGCAGUGGACGCGUUGUCCGCGUUCCGGCUGUCGCAGAACUUGCCGAGCGGCACGAUGAGCUCAGCACUGCAUGCGCCGAUGUCGCUGCGGUUGCUGCCGCUUUAUCUGCUCGCCUUGUUGAAAACGAAAGCGUUCCGCACGGGCACAUCGACGCGACUGGACGACCGGGUGUCGGACAUGUGCUCGCUGAAGGCGUCGCCGCUGCAGCAGCUAGCGCGGCGCGUGUACCCCGAGCUGUACCCGCUGCACGCGCUGGCGCAGCACGUGACGCAGCACGACCCCGCGCCCGACCCGCCGCGCCUGCAGCUUACUGCCGAGAGAAUAAGCAUAAACGACGCCUACCUACUCGACGACGGCGAAAGCAUGAUCAUCUACGUAUGCCAGGGCGUCAGUCCUGCCUUCCUCUCCGAAACCUUCGGCGUGACCGCCUUCUCACAGCUGCCUGAUGAAAUGAGGACUCUGCCCAGGAUCGAUACUGAUGGCAAUGUGCUGUUGCAUGCGUUCAUUGAGAAGUUGAAUGAUGAUCGGCCGUAUCCUUCUGAUUUGCUUAUAUUGAGAGACAACUCACCGUCACGAACGUUAUUCACGGAGCGACUGAUAGAAGACCGAGUGGAGUCGGCAUUCUCCUACUACGAGUUUCUACAGCACGUGAAGAACCAAGUGAAAUGAGUUCCGCGAGUGACGUCACUCACGCCUCGGACUGCCUGUGUUAGCUAGCGCCGGCCGCUACGACACUGCCCUAUACGAUAAGCAAUUAGCACUUCUGGUUUUCGAGUUUAGAAAACUAGUGGUAGUGGUAAUGUCAAAAUCGAUCCCAAGUUAAACUUAAAUUAUUUAUUUCAAAAUUAACAUGUCCGGUCUAUAUUUAUGUGCUCUCUCGAUCAAUGUAGAACAAUUUAAAAGAGUAACACGAGGCUAUAAAUUAUUUUGUCGUUGUAAGAACUGAUAAUUUAUUUACACUUGUAACAAUAAUGAAAUGUUGCUUCCAAACAUUUAAAUUGUUAGGAGCUUGAUAGUUACUCCUAAGAAGGUGAUUUAAUGGUGAAGGGGUGUCAAAUGAUUAAUAAAAGACGGAAAAUUAUAAUUAUAAAGUUCCCGGGACGAUGGAAAUAUAAAAUUACGGGAAUGGAGCAUCAUCAGCUUCGAUAUAUCAGUGACCCGAUUCCCAUAGGUUAGAACUCACUUUAGUUAAUCUCGCAAACAUCACAAUUGGGAAGCAAAUAAACAAGAAACGCGACAAUAUAAAUAUUAUUAUGUAAACUCGAGCCAGAAGCGCUAUUUAUUGUAAAUGUCAAAAAAUAUAGUAGUGUCGUUGAUUUGUGAAAAUAUAAUAAAGUUUAAUAGAUCCGUGCGGCAAAGCGACAGCGCGCUGCAUCGUUGUAUGUUAUCGAAAUGUUAUGUUUAUUUAUAACCAACUACAUAAUGUGACGAAACAAGUAUUUUACUGAACACAGUGAAAUGAUCCCUGUUACACCAGUUCCAAGUUAUUUAUAAAAUAUAUUUUUAUUUCUUGGAAAGACUAGCUUUUUUAUUUCAAAUGUUCGUUGCCUUGAAGGUUCGUUUUAUCGGAUUGUUAAAUUAUGCAAUGAAAAGAAUGUUAUAGCAAUAAUUUUAACACUUGACCCGCGUGAAGCUCGGUAAAAUGAUACGAUUGUCAUCCAACAACUUGUGAAAUAAUAUUUCUAAGGCUUUAUUUGUAUGCAUGGUAUUGCUUGCGUGAUCGUUACCGGAACAAAACAUACGAGAUAAACUCGAAACUGUUUUUAAUUUAAUUUUAAGAAAAGUCCUAGAAAUGAAUUCCAAAAACGUUGUCGUAUAUUUUGUUCCGCGUCCCUGACUGACCGUACGACUGUAACCCAUAUGUGUUGUGUACAAAAUAUUUGGUAUGUUUAUUUUUUUACAUAAUCAGAGGGUGUGGCGAGAUCGUGCACUAACGGCGAAUGUAUUUGCCCGUUGAUGCAACAAAUACAUUUUUUAUUGUUAAUUCCAUGUUAGGUGUAUGUAGUUAUCUUUAAACUUGUAUCUAUUAAUCAUAAUUCGAUAUUAUUUCACCACUGUAAAUUAAAUAAAAUUAUUUAUGAAAUUGUAGGUAGUGUGUUUUUUAUACUGAAAUGAGAAUGGUUCGAGAGAAGGUGGAAUAACUGUGUAUUGUGCAACUUGUUUCUAAUUGGUCUGUUCCUGGUUUCUGGCUUUGAUUUAUUUUUAUUAAUAAAAGACAGAAAAUUGGGUCUAAUUGUAACUUUUCAUUUUUCUCAACAAACCUCAACUUUGUCGUUUCGGGAUUCACGUACUUUAUUCCUCUAUUUAUUGGCUAUUUUUAUGCUAACCCGACGUUCCUUUUUAACACAUCCAGGCUUAUAGGUACUAAUACCAAAUCUACAGUAUGUUUAUUUCUGUAAUGAAUUACAAAAACAGACCCAUACGAAAACAAAGAAAGAGUAAAACAAAAUGAGUCAUGAAUCUAAGAUCAGUUUGAUAUAAAAAUAUCGAAAAGGCAUUUGCUCGAUGGUAUAUUUUAAUGUCAUUCAUCUAUAGUCGUUAGAUUAGGUCUCUUUAUUGGCAACAAAAACGCACAAUCGAGCCUUGUAAAUGUUCUCUAUUUACGUAUGUUGCACGCCACGGUUACAAAUUGUUCUAAAGGCGAGAUUCUACCGGUGCGGUGUUGCAAACAGUAAAAAAUCCUUAAAUGUCCACGCAAUUGCAACCUUUGUGCGUAAACACAUGCUCCCAAGUGGACUUGCUUUGAAACAAGAAUUUUGGUGGAGUCUCGCCAUAACAUUCAUUUAAAACGUAGCAUACUACUACUACCUUGUUAUUUAUUAUUUUAAAUUGUAUGUAAAAAUCAUGUGGUCCGGGAUUCCUCUGUUAAAUGGCAAUGUAUGUUGAAAUUGGCGCAGUGUAUGAUGUUGAAAUUAAGUGAGACGGUAAGCGUAUGCCAAAAUUAAUUCUAGAUCCCUACUGGUAAUACAUGGAUGGAUGUGCUAUUGUCAUUAAAAAAAGGGCGCAUGAAAUAUAAAGUUUCUUUUUCUAACUGAAAAAUUCAAUAUUUGGAAAGGCCCUUUAUUUAUUUUAUUUAAAUUGAAAAUCUAAGCAACUAUGGUGUAGUUCACGCCAAACUUAUUGACGGCGUACGAGCAUGCGGCCCAUACUCUUGGUGGUAGUCGUUAAGUUAGGCACGAAAAAAUCUUUUGGAGUUCCAAGAAUAUGCUGUGAUUUCGUCUACGAAUAAAUUAUGUAUGAUGCCCACUGUUCAUGACUAAUAACAAUAACUGUUAGCAACUUUAAGAUCAAAUUGUUUAAUUUAACGCCAGUGUGACUGAACUUAAGAGGAACAUUGUAAUUUGUUUCAAUACAGACAAUUCGAAAUUA
Messenger RNA from Helicoverpa zea (corn earworm), 6582 nucleotides. RefSeq names its product protein transport protein Sec24A (gene Sec24AB). Gene Ontology annotation, molecular function: zinc ion binding; SNARE binding. Gene Ontology annotation, cellular component: endoplasmic reticulum exit site; COPII vesicle coat. Bases 190 to 3882 code for a protein of 1230 amino acids. The record is from RefSeq and is a predicted model, not a curated record. Gene Ontology annotation, biological process: endoplasmic reticulum to Golgi vesicle-mediated transport; intracellular protein transport; COPII-coated vesicle cargo loading. The transcript has 16 exons. Lineage: Eukaryota; Metazoa; Arthropoda; Insecta; Lepidoptera; Noctuidae.